Letharia columbiana is the source of this 1179-nucleotide messenger RNA. RefSeq lists its product as uncharacterized. The transcript has a single exon. The coding region runs from base 1 to 1179 and encodes 392 amino acids. The record is from RefSeq and is a predicted model, not a curated record. Lineage: Eukaryota; Fungi; Ascomycota; Lecanoromycetes; Lecanorales; Parmeliaceae.
AUGAUCGUCCCAGCCCUCCAAUCGACGGCUAUCAUAUACCCGUUUCUAUGGCUCAUCAUCUUUGGAGGCUUUCUGCCUCAAGAGGUCUGCGAUACCGCAGCAUUCACCGACUCGGUAUCCACCUCGCGAGCCUCCUCCUCAUCUAGCGAGUUUCCUGCAGAGAUUCUAUCCGCGCCAUCCCAGCUACAAGAAUGUCUCGACGACCUCGUCUUCCAACAGCAGUACGCGCUUUCCUCGGCCCGGCCUGAACUUCGGGAAAUAGCUCCCGUCAUCAAGGAGGUCAUCAUCCUGAUCGAGGCUUUCCAUCCCUCCUUCCUCGACUGGCAUCACAAACUCUACUUCUUCGUCGAAGACAUCCAAACCCGCCACAUCAUUUUCAGCGCCCAUCUCAACGCCUGUCUGGCGAUUCCCAAGCACCCGCCUCGCCCCUUGGGUGCGCGCGUGUUGAAUCCCUUGCCGGAAGCCUCCUCCAUCCUCCACGGAUACGGCUUCUUCCUCCCGUGGCAUGCCCACCCGCCGACGACCCUGCAGGUGCACCGGCAGCUCCAUAGGCAAUACGCCCGCUUCCGCAGCCCGUCCGCCCAAGACCUCAAGGCGCUGCAGUCCCAUCCGGGCCGAACCCAAUCCGACGCAUUCUCCCAGGCCCUCGCGCCCGCCCUGCAGAUCGCCCGAGCCCACACCACCGGCAAGGUGAAAACCCUGCAACUCCUCUAUCGCGACAUGGCGGCCAACCCGUCCCACGCCACGCGGACCCUCGACUCCCUCGGGCGGAGGUGGGGCGAUUCCGAUCCGCUCCGGCUCGCCCGCCAGCGCGGCACCCUCGACGCCCUCGACCGCGCAGCCGCUCACGCGGGCGCCUUCGUCCGGAAAGUCGGGCCCUUCCUCCCCCGCACGGAACGCGAGUUGCUGGAGCUCGAUGCGCGGUUUGGGCGCGUCGCCGCGGGGGAUCUGGUGCAGGGCCACGGGGCGGUCGCGGUGCAGCGGUUCGAGGCGCAGAUGGAGGCGGUGCUGGUUUUGCCGGCGAAGGCGGGGAUGAGUGAGGCGGGGUGGAGGAGGGUGAGGGAGGGGGCGGAGCGGGGGCUGGGAAUUUGGAGGGGAGGGGAGGGGGUCGGGGUGGAGGGGAUAGUGAGGUUGAUGAAAGAGGAAGCCGGACGGGCGAGGGAGGAGAGGGAGCUGUGA